Echinococcus granulosus is the source of this 1821-nucleotide messenger RNA. Its product is annotated as putative ATP-dependent RNA helicase DDX27. NCBI's taxonomy places the organism in Eukaryota, Metazoa, Platyhelminthes, Cestoda, Cyclophyllidea, Taeniidae. The transcript is spliced from 10 exons. Gene Ontology annotation, molecular function: RNA helicase activity; nucleic acid binding; ATP binding. Bases 1 to 1821 code for a protein of 606 amino acids. The record is from RefSeq and is a predicted model, not a curated record.
AUGCAUAGCAAAGUUGACUUUAAUCCUUCGUUUCAGUUCGAUGCAGGGGAUUUUUUGUCCCCAUCCACUGUCUUGACGGAGCCGGCGUUGAAUUUGUUUCAAACUAACUUCGAAGUUGACAAAUUAAUUGACGAAUUUCGCGCUAAAAACUCUGCUGAGCUUUCGGAUUUUUCAAGUGAAGGAUUUGACGUUGAAGAAUCUUCAUGUCGCGUAGAGUGCAGUGAUUUCGGUUCCCUACGUAAUAAAUAUAAAAGUAAAGGCAAUAAACGUAAUGAUUCAGAAGAUAACGCCUUUGAAGAGCACUAUGAAUUCACCCAAUCUGUGAUGGAGUAUGCUGAAGUUGAGUCGUUUCUCUCGUUUAAACUCUCUAAACCCCUCUUGAAGUCUCUUACCGCGAUGAAAAUCUUUAAGCCGACGCCUAUACAGUGUGCGUGCAUCCCCUUAGGAUUGCUUAAUCGUGACAUUUGUGCUUGUGCACAAACCGGUUCGGGGAAAACUUUGGCUUUUUUGCUUCCUGUUGUUGAGCGGAUGGUAUUCGCGCCAAUUGCUUCCCGUAGCACUACGAAGGCUCUUAUUAUAAGUCCAACUCGUGAAUUGGCUGUUCAGAUUUUCAAAGUGGCUGAACAUCUGGUUAAGCAUUGUCCACGACUGAAGAUUCAGCUGGCAGCAGGUGGACUGGACUUAUCUUCGCAGGAAGUCAAUUUACGCAGGAAUCCUGAUAUUGUUGUGGCAACUCCAGGUCGGCUUAUAGACCAUCUCUCCAACGCGCCGAGUUUCACACUGAGUGGGAUCGAAUAUUUGGUUUUAGAUGAGGCUGAUAAGCUUCUUGAUGAAUAUUUUACCGAACAAAUAAAGGAAAUUGUCCGACAUUGCAGUUCUCACCGGCAGACCCUGCUGUUCUCAGCAACGAUGACUGAAACGGUGCGCGAGUUGGCGACGGUGUCACUGAAAAAUCCCGUGCGUAUUUUUCUCAACCAGUCCACAGCAGUGGCCAACCGGCUAGAACAGGAGUUUGUACGUAUUCGGCCACACCGUGAGGGAGAUCGAGACGCUAUUUUGGCGGCAUUGCUGGUGCGCUCCUUUCCGUGCCGCACCAUUGUCUUCCUACCCACCAAGAAGGACUGCCAUCGCAUCCAUAUCCUCCUUGGAUUAAUAGGCGUUAAGUGUGCUGAGCUGCAUGGGGACAUGAACCAGGCACAACGCUUGGAGGCCCUGCGACGUUUCACUGAUGCCGAAGCCCUGAAGUUAGAGGCCAUGAACAAGGCAGCCAUGGAGACUUCUAACGUUCAGAAAUGCCCUCUGCCCCCUCCUGCUGAUGUUCUUCUGGCCACUGACUUGGCUGCUCGUGGUCUGGACAUUCCAGGCGUUCAGGCUGUUGUAAACUACAAACUUCCGAACACUAUCAAGUCCUAUGUGCAUCGCGUUGGCCGAACUGCUCGUGCUUCCAACUCGGGUCGUGCUGUGUCUUUGGCUGGUGAAUCGGACAGAAAGUUGCUCAAAGAAAUAGUUAAGGACGCUCCCUGUCCUGUUAAAGCGCGCGUUAUACCACAAGAAGUUAUCGCCCGUUUUAAGGCCCGCAUAGACAAGGUAAAGCCGUUCAUGGAGGAAAUUUUGGCUACGGAAUUGGAGGAGCGUGAGCUGAAUGCGGCACAGGCGCAGCUGGCGAAGGCGGAGAGUCUGGCGCUGCGUGACGGUGCGGAGGCGUCCGUCACCAGACCAAAGCGGGUCAACUGGUUCUCAGAGAAACGCGAUGCGAAGAGAGCAAAACGAACCAAAGGAGGUAACAAGAAGGGGCCCAACAAACGGCAUCGCAAGGAGUGA